Molecule: messenger RNA, 575 nt
Organism: Dicrocoelium dendriticum
Lineage: Eukaryota; Metazoa; Platyhelminthes; Trematoda; Plagiorchiida; Dicrocoeliidae
Source: the annotation of a GenBank genome assembly
GUAAGAUCGGUAUAAUCAACUCAUUUUUACUUUGGCGAAAGAAAGGAAUCUUUUUUGACUUUCAGCAGUCUUGUUAGAACAGCUCGUUGUACUCAUGUGCCACUAAUUGCGCCCGUUAGAUUGACUGCCGGGAAACAAGAUGGCGCCCAAGGUGGUGUCUGGCAAGGCCGCAAAAAAAUCUGCGAAAGUCAAGGUACAGAAAACUGAUAAAAAGAAGAAAAGAAGGAGGAAGGAGAGCUAUGCAAUUUACAUAUACAAGGUCUUACGUCAAGUCCACCCGGAUACUGGUAUUUCGUCGAAGGCUAUGUCCAUCAUGAACUCCUUUGUGAAUGACAUUUUUGAGCGAGUUGCUGGUGAGGCCAGCAGACUUGCUCAAUACAACAAAAAAUCAACUAUUACCAGUCGGGAGGUUCAAACUGCUGUUCGUCUGUUACUUCCGGGUGAAUUGGCAAAGCACGCAGUAUCAGAGGGGACGAAGGCCGUGACGAAAUAUACCAGUACUAAGUGAUACUACUUGUCUCUUCCAUAAAACCUGUUGUAUCCUGUUACCGUAAUACAAUCUCUUACAUUGUCUU